AAGGAAAGGGAGAGACAGAGAGAAGAGGAAGAGAGAAAGAGGAAAGAAGAGAAGGGAGAAAGACAGAGAGAAGUGGAAGGGGAAAAGGAGAGACAGGUAGAGGAAGGAGAGAGGGGGAAGCUUAGGAUGAAAGAGGAGAGAUUGAGAGAGAAGGAAAGGGAGAAACUCAAAGAAAAAGAGCGAGAAAUGGAAAUACAGAGAGAGGAGGAAAGGAUGCAGGAAGAUGAGAUAAAGAGAGAAGAAGAUCGGGAGAAAGAAGAAGCAGAGUCCCCAAUCCAAUUCAUCACUCUUAAACCUGACCAACCUCCCAAGCUAGAGCCUCCUUCUCCCUCAACUACCGUCCCCAUCAUAGAACCCAUACCAAAGGAAGAGAAGCAGCCUCACAUCGAGGUGGUCUACGACGACUUCUCUGUCAAAGAGGAGAAGCCUCUUAUCAAGAUGGUCUAUGAUGAUUUCUCCGUCAAGCCCCGGCGGUGGGGGUCUCAGGCCAGGUUCCUUGCUGACCGUGCCCAGGUCGAGCCACCCUCCCAUGGAACAGAGGAGCCUGAGUCACUGGGCUCCUCGGAAUCCGACCCCCAGAGAACCGUUGUUGACACCCAGGAGCCAGCCCAAGAGAGUCCAGUCAGCGUCGAACCUCACCCAGCCGAGAGGGAUCUAGAGGGGGGAGUCCUCACCCCAAAGGACGGGACAGAGAAUAAGGAGGAGGGCACCAGCAUGGACACGGAGGAGGUUCAGUUGACGUGUUAUGUGGGGGCAGAAGAGGGGCGUGACACAGAGGCUCUGAAUGGUGGAGAGCCAGACAAGCAGUACGGGGGCUGUGACACGAGACUGUCUGAGGAUGACUGUCGGCAGAAAACAGAGGACCAGAUCUCGCCUGUCAUCACACCAGAUGAGCCUGACAGUACUUCUCCACUAGAAGAAACAGAGGACCAGAUCUCGCCUGUCAUCACACCAGAUGAGCCUGACAGUACUUCUCCACUAGAAGAAACAGAAGACCCAUUACCCUUUCCUGAAAUCUCCGCCCCUCUAUUGGACACAAGUCUUCUGCGUGCGAGGGCAGAGCUGAGAAAGAGUCGACGAACCCGCCCCACUCGAGCUUUCCGUCAGAGCUCUACCACAAUAAUGCUUGAGGAAGACCCAGUCCACGACUGGAGGUUCUAUGACUCCUCCGAUACACACAAGUGGCUAGAAGAUAAGCUAGACUCUCUGAUACGGGGGGAUUGUGAGUCUGAUGAGGAGCAGCCCAGAGGGAGGGAGGUUUGUUCACAACAUUCCCAGCCCCAGAGAAUAGCCCUCUUCUCUGGAAUGGACCCGUCUGCCCUCAAGGCCCAACUGAAGAAGCGAGGAGGUGGUGGUGGAGGAGGUGGUGGAGCCGGUGGAGGUGAAGGAGUAGACACAGACCGUCAGAUGGACAGACUUGCCCCGUCCCCCUCUCAACUCUCCCGCUCUCCAAAACGUUCCUCCUUCCUCCCCGGGGGGUCACGAGUGCUGCCCCCUGUAGGGAACAAAGGUGCAGGGGGGGACAAGUUUCCUUCAUGGCUGCGAGAACUCAAGUCUAAGAAGCGCUCGAGUCAAUACAACAGUGAGGCCUAGCUGAGCAGAGCAGGGAGAUACCAUUGACAAGGUGAUCAUUCAACUGCUACUGCAGUUGUUGCUGACAAACACAGCUGUGGGCUGGACUCCAAUCAUGUACCUUUUCAAAAACACACUUUUUUUAAUGAAUGAACUAUGCAAGACAAUGGAGAAGCAUUGGAUACUUCCCUGCGUUGUGACCAUCUUUUUCCACUUUCCUAUUUGACAAAGGAACUAUGAGCAUGUAGAUACUUUAUUUGCAACACACACACACAAACACACAUACAGACACAUACACAGAUGAUUCGAGGAGUGGACUCAAAAUUCCCUUUUCUGUUAAUUUGCAACAUUUGCCUCUUAUCCCAGGCCACUGUAUUUUCUAGACUGUAUCUCUCCAUCCAUCCAUACUUGCAUUCCAGAUUCGCUUGACGUAAUUACCAUGUGUGUUUAGGUCAUGCACACUAAUAUCCACAAUACCACGAUGUUCACAAACCUACUUGAAUUGUACAUGUUUUGCCAUGUUAUUUCUUGUUUUGAACUAACCCAUCUGUUUCUCUGCUCUUAUGUUAUGCACUCACUCGCUGCUCGGAUGAGCUGCUCUUGAUAAAAGCAUCUGCUAGAUAAAUUGAAA
Molecule: messenger RNA, 2203 nt
Organism: Salvelinus sp. IW2-2015
Lineage: Eukaryota; Metazoa; Chordata; Actinopteri; Salmoniformes; Salmonidae
Product: trichohyalin
Source: RefSeq, a predicted model, not a curated record